AUGAUGUCCGCAAGCAAUGAGGACCCCUUCAUUCAGGUACAAGCAGAUGUACUCGCGCAACUCCAUCAGACGCGUUCACUUUAUACCUCAUUCCUACGCAUUCGCUCCCUCAGCCCCUCUUCGAACAGCCCAGAACUGCGCUCGGCUCACUCCGAUCUGUCGAGUGCGAUUGAAGCCCUCUCCGAAGACCUCGCUGACCUCCUCGCCUCAGUUCAGGCAGUUCAAUCAGACCCCUACAAAUAUGGGCUUGAGAUUGAGGAAGUAACUCGACGCAAGCGCCUAUGCGAUGAAGUAAGAGGCGAGGUCGAAAAAAUGCAAGCCCAAAUCACCAUGAAUACUACUGAAUCGUCGAAUCCGCAGACCCGGACGAGUGGUAAUGAUGGCGAAGCCGAUAAUAUGCUAGAUACUGGGAGUGACACUUAUGCUGUCUUUGAGCAGCAACAGCAGUCACAGAUCAUGGCCGAGCAAGAUAAACAGUUAGAUAUGGUCUCGCAGACAGUAUAUAAUAUACGCCAGCAGGCUUCUGACAUGGGCCGCGAAUUAGAAGAGCAGGCCGAGAUGUUAGACAGAGUUGAUGGUUUAGCGGACCGGGUAGGGGGUCGUAUGCAAACUGGCUUGAAGACAAUGGGAACUGUGAUCAAAAGGAAUGAAGAUGUUCUUUCUAGCUGUUGCAUUGCAGUCUUGGUCUUUGUCUUGAUAUUGUUAUUAAUAUUAGUUUUAGUUUUAUGA
Messenger RNA from Blumeria graminis f. sp. triticale, 729 nucleotides. NCBI's taxonomy places the organism in Eukaryota, Fungi, Ascomycota, Leotiomycetes, Helotiales, Erysiphaceae. The record is from the annotation of a GenBank genome assembly.